Colletotrichum paranaense is the source of this 1725-nucleotide messenger RNA. Its product is annotated as major facilitator superfamily transporter. The transcript is spliced from 5 exons. The record is from RefSeq and is a predicted model, not a curated record. Lineage: Eukaryota; Fungi; Ascomycota; Sordariomycetes; Glomerellales; Glomerellaceae. Gene Ontology annotation, molecular function: basic amino acid transmembrane transporter activity. Gene Ontology annotation, biological process: basic amino acid transport; transmembrane transport. Gene Ontology annotation, cellular component: fungal-type vacuole membrane. The coding region runs from base 1 to 1725 and encodes 574 amino acids.
AUGAGCAGCCCGCGCUCCCGGCCCCGCUUCUCAGACGAUGAAGUCGGCAGAGCACGAGCCAACCCUCCGAACCGGGCAUCACCGCCGCCCCCGUACUACUCCGACCCAGACUCAGAAACCACCACCGCCACCGUAGCCACGCCUCGCGAAGACCAACCGCUCCUCCGCGACCCAGCCGCCGCCAUCGAGGCCGGCGAGUCAUGGAAGCCGCCACGAGGGUUUCUCUGGAUCGAGCUGGCUAUUAUGGCCAACGUCUUCCUCUACGGGUUUGAUGGGACCAUUACGGCGGCGACGUACGCCGUCAUCAGCUCCGAGUUUGACGCCGCGAACACGGCGAGCUGGCUGACGACGUCGUACCUCGUCACCAGCACCGCGUUCCAGCCGCUGUACGGGCGGUUUUCUGACAUUUUCGGGCGGAGGGUGUGUUUCUUUGUUAGUAGUAUCACGUUCGGGGUUGGCUGUCUUGGUUGCGGGCUGGCGGGCGACGUGGUGCUUCUCAACUGCAUGCGCGCUCUGACAGGGUUUGGAGGCGGUGGUCUUAUGACGAUGGCCACGAUUGUCAACUCGGACAUGAUUCCCUUCCGCAAGAGAGGCAUGUACCAGGCCCUCCAGAACGGCAUGUUCGGCUUCGGCGCCGUGGCUGGUGCUUCGUUUGGUGGCUCCAUUGCCGACCACAUCGGCUGGCGCUGGUGCUUCUUGCUGCAGGUGCCCGUCUCCAUCAUGGCACUUACUCUAGGGGCCCUGGUGAUCAAGAACCCCGAGGGCGGGUUCGAUAUUGACACCAACGACUGGAGGGCCAUAUGGUCGAGGGUGGACGUUUCUGGAGCACUGCUUCUGGUUGUAGCAAUCUCCGUGCAGCUCGUCGGCCUGAGCUUGGGCGGCAACGAGCUUCCGUGGGGUAGUCCCAUCGUCAUCGGCACGCUCGUGGGUAGUGUGCUUUUAUUGGCGUUGUUUGUGCUCGUCGAGGCGCGGACAAAGGCCAUUCCCGUCAUUCCACUGAGGAUGCUCCGGGGAAAGUUGCCCAUUUUUACGCAGAUUUCCAAUGUUUGCGCGGGACUCGCGGCGUAUGCGUACCUUUUCAUGCUUCCGCUCUUCUUCCAGGUAGUGUUGCUUGACUCGGCGACUAAAGCUGGCGCGAGACUGGCGAUCCCAUCACUUGCCACGCCUCUCGGGGGUCUAUUUGCGGGCAUUGUCAUGUCUCGCUGGGGCAAGCUCAUCUGGCUCGUCCGAGCUGGCGCAUUCCUGAUGCUGUUCGGCAAUUCACUCGUCACUGCCCUCCAAUUCAAGGACUCGCAGUGGAAGUAUCUCGUUUACAUCUUUCCAGCGAAUUUGGGUCAGGGUAUCAUCUACCCCGCGAUUCUCUUCACGACGCUGGCCUCGUUUGACCACGCCGACCACGCCGUUUCAGCUUCGACGGUGUAUCUCGUUCGCUCUCUGGGCACAGUAUGGGGCGUGGCGAUAACUUCUGCCAUCGUGCAGACAACGCUCAGUGUGCGACUACCCGAAGUCCUCGGCGACAUCCCCGAUAAGUCGAGACUCAUCGACGAGAUUCGGCAUUCCGUGACAGCCCUCAAGACCCUCCCUGCAGAGGUGCGCUUACCCGCUCGCCAUGUCUACUAUGAGGGCAUCCAGUAUGCCUUCGCCGCCUCUACUACGUUUGCCGGAAUCGCUCUCAUCGCUGCACUUUUCGCAAGCCCGCGCGGUCUGCGUAGCACUCACAAGUAG